Molecule: messenger RNA, 4143 nt
Organism: Saimiri boliviensis boliviensis (Bolivian squirrel monkey)
Lineage: Eukaryota; Metazoa; Chordata; Mammalia; Primates; Cebidae
Source: RefSeq, a predicted model, not a curated record
GCCGCCUCAAGGCAGCCUCCCCGCUCGGACAGUACGACGAACUCGCAAGAUGGCGGCGACCGAGUGAGUUGUGACCGCGAAGGUGAGACUGACGUACUUCCGGGACCACCCUCUCUCGGUGGCGCGCUUCCGGUCCCUCCCAGCGGGCACCGCAGCUUUCGACGCCGUUGCCAAGGCAACGGCCUGGGCCAGGCUAGGGCUUUCCGGGAAUCCCAGGUGCCGCAGGCGCGCUGGAUACAAUUUCGGGAGCCGACCGGACACAGAGGCUAAAGCUGUGAAGCUGAAGGCAGGAGCUGUGAGGAUGGCGCACCUGCUGGGCAGCCAGGCCUGCAUGGACAGCCUGCGCAAGGACCUCACCGACCUGCAGGGUGCCAUCGUAGACGUCUUUUCCCACGCUGGGCCCGUGUGCUUCCCCUCCUGGAAGUUCCCUGAUCGCGUCGCCUGUGACCUUGACAUGGUGGCCCUGCUGGAGCACUAUGACCAUGUUCCUGGUGACCCCGAGUUCACACAGCUGUCCCAUGCUGUGCUGCUGGAGCUGGUCAUCGACAGGCUCCUGCUACUGCUUCAAAGCUGCAUGAGCUACUUGGAGAACCUUGGCUCAGAGCAGAUGAUGCCCCCCAUGCGGGCUGCGGGACCCUGCAUGUCCGUGGGGCUCACAGUGCGGCGCUUCUGGGACAGCCUGCUGAGGCUGGGCAUGCUCCACCAGCAGGCGCUCCCCCAGAAAGGGGCAAACCAAAGGGAGACCCCUACCUCCAAGCCCACCGCCAAGGACGAGCCAGCCGGGAGCCCUGAAUAUCUGACUGCCAAGUUCAUCAAGCCCUCCUCCCCCAUGCCAGGCUUGCCCCAGACCUGCCAAGACCCAGAGAGCCUCCCUGUCAGAGCCUCCCUGCAGUGUCCAGCCACGGUCUCCAAGAACAGCAGGAGUGUUUACUGCCAGACCAUUGAGACGGCCCUGGUGCCCUGUGACGCGUGUGCCAGCAUCCAGGGAAGCCUGUCGAAGGUGGGCAAGGUGGUCAUCAGCCUGUGUCAGAGCCAGAACUUACCCUCAUCCUUAGGCCAGUUCCAGCAACUGGUACAGGACAGCAUGGGGCUCAGGCCACUGCCAGCUGCCACGGUGGGCCGCUGGGCAGCAGAGCAGAGCAAAGACCUGACGCGCCUCAGUAAGCAUGUGGAGGCCCUCAGGGCCCAGCUGGCAAAGGCUGAGGAGCAGAAGGAUGGCCUGAGGAAGCAGGUGUGCAAGCUGGAGCAGGCACUGAAACAGGAACAGGGGGCGCGGCGGCGACAGGCGGAGGAGAAUGGGCAGUGCCUGGCUGAGUGGGAACAUGACAAGCAUCAGCUGCUCACAGAAACAAGUGACCUAAAGACAAAGAUGGCCACCUUGGAGAGGGAACUGAAACAGCAGCGGGAGUCCAUGCAGGCUGUGGAGGCAAAGGCCCAGCAGCUGCAGGAGGAAGGCGCGUGCAGGGCGGCGGCGGAGAGGCAGGUGCAGCUGCUGGAGGAGCAGCUGGAGGGCGCCAGCCAGCAGAUGUGCUGGGCCAGCAAGGAGCUGGACAAGGAGAAGGCACGUGUGGACAGCAUGGUCCGCCACCAGGAGUCCCUGCAGGCCAAGCAGCGAGCCCUGCUAAAGCAGCUGGACAGCCUGGACCAGGAGCGUGAGGAGCUGCGGGGCAGCCUGGACGAGGCUGAGGCCCAGCGGGCCCAUGUGCAAGAGCAGCUGCAGAGCGAGCGAGAGCAGGGGCAGUGCCAGCUCCAGGCCCAGCAGGUGAGGGAGCUGCUGCAGAGCCUGCAGAGAGAGAAGCAAGGCCUGGAGCAGGUGACUACAGACUUGCGGCUGACCAUCCUGGAGCUAGAGCGGGAGCUGGUAGAGCUGAGGGAGCGGGAGCGGCUGCUGGUGGCCUUCCCAGAUCUGCACCAGCCCACCGAGACCCAGAUCCAUGGUCCUGUCCCGCUGGGCACAGGAGGCAGAUCGAGCAGGGUGGAGUCCCAGAUAACAUGUCCCACAGACUCUGGCAACGUCACAGAUCACAUGGAGAGGCAAGUGCAGGCCAACGACAUCCGCAUCCGGGUCCUACAGGAGGAGAACAGGCGGCUCCAAUCAAUGCUGUCCAAAAUCCGGGAAGUGGCCCAGCAGGGUGGCCUCAAGCUGAUCCCACAGGACCAGCUCUGGUCCCCUUCCAGCAAGGGAACCCAGGGAGCAACACCACCAGUCCAGACCCAGAGCAUAUCCCCAGGGCCCCUGGGCAGACAGCACCCUCCUGGCAGCAGGAUGGGCAGGACCCUGCCCGGCCAGCCCCGCACGUCCCCACCUCAGCAGCCCCGCGCAUCCCCACCUCAGCAGCCCCGCACCUCUCCAUCCCAGCAGCCCCGCACCUCUCCAUCCCAGCAGCCCCGCACCUCUCCAUCCCAGCAGCCCCGCACCUCUCCAUCCCAGCAGCCCCGCACCUCUCCAUCUCAGCAGCCCUGUGCAUCCCCACCUCAGCAGCCCUGCAGCCAGCCCAGCAAGUCCUUGCUGGAGGAUGUGACCCACUCGGCCACCUCCACCCAGAGCCCCAUCAGGGCCUUGGUCAGGCUGAAGAGGAGACUGUCACCUGGCUGGGGCCAGGCUAGCUCUGCACACCAGCCCCAGGAGCGGCCCAUGUAGCUUGUGGUAGGGGUGGGGCUGGAUGGCAGGUGGCUGGCAGCCCACCCACUGUAAUAAAGGCCCAGCCAUUGGCCCACAGCCAUCUUGGCCUCACAGUAUGGCUGAGCUGGGGAAAGAGUCCUUCCUUCCCUGUCCUGGGCAGGAGCCACUGAGUCCCCAGCCAUGUAGGUCAUCAGCCAGCAGAGUCCUGGCCCUAUUGGCCCUCAGUAAAAGGGGCCUUUCUGCUUCCCUCCUGACAGAGACUGUGGGACAGGAGAGUACACCCAGGGCAGAGGAAGCUCCUAGGACCUGGGCCAAGUGAAGGGCCGUCUUUCUAGUCCCAGAGCAAGGGCCCAGGGUGAACCUGGGCUCAGUGUCUUGCACGGACUCAGAUGGGUGUCAGGUGAGGGUGGACAGAGGAAGGGCCAUUGAGGACUUCUGAGGCAGGCAGAGGGGAGCGAUGCCUUCGGCCUCCCACCCUUGCUCUGGACCUGCACUGGGCACAUUAAGGACCCAAGAAGUCAGCCUCCUUUCACUGAGGAACUCCUCUCCUUUAGGAAAUGGUGAACGUCAUGAAGGUUUCUCUAACUCCUAGAGGUCAGAGCCCCAGGAGGCCACCAAAGGUAGGGCAAGGCCUCCCUCAAGCAGAGGACAUCCUGCCAGCCCUGGCUGUCCCAUGCCUGUCCCUUGCCCCCCUCCCCAGCCCAGGAUGCCACGCAGCUGAGCAUCCAGGGCUCGUUUUCCUCAUGAAGCCACCAGUCUGCCCUGAGCCACUUGCCUGUGAAGGACGGUCUCCAAAAACUUGCCGAGGCCUUCUCAGGGUGCACGCUCCCAGGUGCCUGAAGCACUUUUCCUUGGUGAACAAGCCAUCAGAGCACCUCAGUUCACAGAGGAGGGUCAAGCCUAAUUUCCUGCUUCUGAGGGGCCCAGGCACCUCCCUCACAGGGGAGCACCAGGCCUUAGCACUCUGAGCCAGGAGGCCUGUGGCCAAGUCCAGGGGAACAACCUCACAGCUGAGCAACUCUCUCAGGCCACCACCAAUUCCAUACCCGUGUAUUCAUUAGCUCCCAGUUCUGGAGGUUGGAAGUCUAGGUUUUGUGUAGCUGGGUUUUCUGCUAAGGGUCCCAGAAGGUAGAAAUCGAGGCAUCUACCAGGCUGUGCUCCUUUCUGCUGGCUCUGGGGAAGAAUCCACUUCCAAGCUCAUUCCACAUGGUGGCAGAAUUCCAAUCCUUGUGGCCAUGGGACUGAGGUCCCCAUCUCCUCACUGGCUGCUGUAAGCCAGCUCCUCUCUCACCUCCUAGAGGCCGCCCACUUUCCUUGCCAUGGGGCUCCCUCCAUCUUCAAGUCAGCAACAGAGAAUUUCUCAGGCACCGAAUCCACCACAUGCUUUAAAUCCCUGACUUCCUCCUCUUGUACCAGCAGAAGACGACUUUUAAUGGGCUCAUGUGGUUAGGCCAAGGCACACUCAAUACUUUCCCUUAGGCCGGGCGCGGUGCGCCUGUAAUCCCAGCACUUUGGGAGGC